This is a messenger RNA of Hemibagrus wyckioides, 3650 nucleotides long. It is a transcript of the gene ccdc50b, whose product is annotated as coiled-coil domain containing 50b. The record is from RefSeq and is a predicted model, not a curated record. The transcript is spliced from 12 exons. NCBI's taxonomy places the organism in Eukaryota, Metazoa, Chordata, Actinopteri, Siluriformes, Bagridae. The coding region runs from base 366 to 1394 and encodes 342 amino acids.
CCUGCGCAGAGGCGCUGUGUAUGUGCGCGUGCAUGUGUAUGUGUGUAUGAUUACACUCUUGUCUGUUGCUUUUGGUAACAAGUUGUAGAAACAAAACCGCAAACGCUCCUAACUCCUAACUUUGCUAUAACAUUGCGUUACCUGAAUUCUUUUUUUUUCCACCAGGGCUGUGUGAUUAUUACUUGUUUAUCAGGUGUGUGUGUGUGUGUGUGUGUGUGUGUUUGUGCGCGCGCGCUGUCUUUCUGAGAGGUUUUGAGCUUAGAGCUCAGAAAUCACGACUUGAGAAGUAAAAGACAACCUGGGAGUCACAGGACGCGUGAGGAGAAGUUUUCCUGAUGCGGUGCACCAUGGAGUUGUGAUUGAUCAUGAAUGCGGCCAUGACACAGAUUGGGAUUGAUAAAUCUCACCUGCCGCAUGUCUAUGACGUGUGUCAGUGUUUCUCUGUGCUGGAAGAUGGAGCUCUGGCUCACAGCCUUCAGGAGCAGGAGAUCGAGCGAUUCUACAGCUCCAACAUGCAGAAGAACCAGGCGGCGCAGAAUGACGUUCGCUUGGCUCGGAGGCUACAGGACGAGGAGGAGGAGAAGGUCCAGCUCACACAACAGCUCCAGCAGCUGGAGGAGCAGGACUGCGAGUAUGCGAGAAUGAUUCAGGAAGAGCUGCGGCGAAGCGACGAAGAAGCUCAGAGGAGGGAGGAAGAGGACAAGGAGAUGGCCAAGCGGCUGCAGGAGGAGGAAGAAUCGAAGAGUAGACAGGAGAGAGCCGAGGCUGGUUACCACGAGGACAGAGGAGACUCGCUGCUCAGUCAGGGGUUAGGGCUCUGGGAGCAGAUGAUGCAGGAUGCUGAACUGGCUCGUAGACUGCAGGAGGAGGAGGAGGACACACAGCCUCACAGGAGGAGUACUGAAGCUGACCUGGACUUCCGUACAGUCCAAGUGGCCCAAGAUGAGGAACUCGCUCGCUACAUGCAGAGACAAGAGAAGAAGAGCAACAGGAGGUCACAUGACCCGCUCGCUCUGGAGAGGUCACAUGAUCCAACAGGCACAAGCAGAAGAGUUUCGAGAGAGAGACUCAACUCUGAGGGCCUGCACUCGCCUGUGGAAGAGGAACAAUCACAGAACAAUCAGCACUCACUAAUCCCCACAAGCACUACUCUACACACGCUCCCCUUCCACAACAUCGCAGAGGAACUGGACCCGACGUUCACCGGCAGGAAGCGGGAGAGCCGGAUCUCCACCAGCCCAUCCUCGGGAAUCUGCCUGGCUCCUCGUACACCUCACAGCGUUUUCUACGACUACCUUCCGGAACCUUCCGCCAUCCCGCCGUGCAGACGCCACGCAGACAGACCGGGACGCCACAAACCCAAAGAGAAACGGGAAAGCUGUAAGCAGCAGUGACGGGACGGGGGUUUCUUUAGUUGUGCACAUGAUGGAUGAGGGAUAAAACACACGGAGUGGUGUGAUGAAGCAGAGGUACCGUCACCAUCCGGAGGUUUAUUAUCAUUUAUAACUGCACAGAGUUUUAUUCCUCUUACACCACAGCCAUUUACACUAAUACAAUAACGCCACGUCGUACAUUUCAGUUACUGUAUGUUAUAGUUCAUGCUGUUGUGUCGCUUUCUUUCUGUUAUCGCUUACAUUAUAGCAGCUGUAAUAUAAUACACUCCUUCUUUUACCUGCUUCUCUUUUUUUCUCUUUUUUUUAAAGUUAAUACAAAAUGAAUCUAAUUUUUGGACACUUUCCUGAUUGACCUUUGCACUGACACUGGACACUUCCAUUUUUAGUCUGUGUUUAUGUUGAGCGUCCAGUCGUGUGAAUAAAAGCUGCUGUAAUAGAAAAUGAUUUAACUGCUCCUGACCAAUCAGAGUCGAGGAUUCACAGCGCUGGGGUAUAAAAUAAAUCCGUUGUAUGUUAGAGUCCAAAACUUUGAGACCACAGCCUGGAACACAGCCAUUAUACGCUAAACGGCUAACAGUACACAGAUCUCCAUUAAUAAAUAAAUAAAUGACUCCACUCUUCUGAAAAAGCUUUCCAUCUUUAGUCAAGCAGCAUCAGACAGCAAUAUAAAAAAUAGUAUUUAUAUAAUUAUUAUAACAGUGUUAAAAAUACUUAGUGAUGUCGAUGCACAAAUGAUCACUAAUAGAUUCAAAUAUUAGUUAAUAAAUAAAAAGACUCUUUUCUGAGUGUAAUAAUAUUUUCCAUAGAAAAGUAUAACCUAAGACGGAUUUAAAACAUCACUCAGCGUGAUUUAGUGUGGAAUUAUAUCUGGAAAAAAACGAAUUAAUUAAUUAAAAAUUAAAGUAGGUACAAAUAAUAAAAACGCAACAAUUAAAAAACAAAGAACGAGUAAAAUCUAAAUAAAAUAAAUAUUUUUAUUCAUGCGUCAUGGAGAGAGUUAGUUCAGAGAUUUCGUGUACGUUAUCACAAUGCUAAACUAUUAAAAGAUUUAUUUUAUCCUUUAAAAGAAACAGCAUGCAGCUAGUACAGGAUCUCUUCCUGGUGUGUAUCGAGCUUACAUUAAUUCUCCUUCAUCGCUUCUUGCAUCUAGAGAGUUUUAUCUGGUUGUUAUUAUUAUUAUUCUUUAAAAAAAGCUAUUUAGGGGUUACUUGGAGGUACUUAGUUUUAGUCAGGAGUCAAUAUGUGAUUGAUUUACAUUAGAGUCCAGGUUUAAGAGUCUGUCUGUAGAUUUACACAAAUGAGCACUUACUAUCACUAUCACUUACCAAGAGUUUAUGUUUAAGUUUUUGUGUUGUUUUAUAGUGUAGCUGUACUGGAUAUACAGGUUAGCAGCUUGUUUUAGACGCUGAUAUAAUCAGGUGUUUGCAGGUAAAACCAGCUCCGUGUCAUUUCCGUUGCUAAGAAGAUUCACAAAUAAACACAACCCAAAAAUAUGACAAUUGGACCGAGUACCGAGCCUUCAAACUGUCAAACUGAUCAGGUAUAACAUUGUGAGCAGUGAGAGGUGAAGUGAAUAAGACUGAUGAUCUCCUCAUCAUGGCACCUGUUAGUGGGUGGGAUAUAUUAGGCAGCAAGUCAACAUUUUGUCCUCAAAGUUGAUGUUAGAAGCAGGAAAAAUGGACAAGUGUAAGGAUUUGAGUGAGUUUGACCAAAAGGGACAAAUUGUGAUGGCUAGACCACUGGAUCAGAGCAUCUCCAAAACUGCAGCUCUUGUGGGGUUUUCCAGGUCUGCAGUGGUCAGUAUCUAUCAAAAGUAUCCUUUAAGUACCCAUGGAGGUCCCUCUUACAGGACUUAAAGGAUCUGCUGCUAAAAUCUUGGUGCCAGAUACUAUAGCACACCUCCUGUUUUGGCAGGAAAAGGGGGACCAGCACAAUAUUAGGCAGGUGGUCGUAAUGUUAUGGCUGAUCGGUGUGUCUUUACUGUUCACUGCAUUUCUCUCUCUCUCUCUCUCUAUUUUAGUUUGCUCUCUAGUUAAAAACAGGCAAUAAUUAGACGUGGAGACUUUCUGGGGAAAAAGUUUGAAUACAACUGAUGGAAAGAAUAUUAUAUUUCUGAUUAUUUUGGAUGAAUCUGGGACAGUUUUGUACUGUUUUUGAUAUCAGAAAUAUCUUUAAAUACUUUUUAUUUUUAAAAUAAAAAAGCUUGUUUGACUUUGAAGCCUGUAGUUCGUAACAGAAUAAAAAAAUUGUACUGAA